This is a messenger RNA of Cyclopterus lumpus (lumpfish), 3376 nucleotides long. RefSeq names its product chromobox homolog 4 (Pc class homolog, Drosophila) (gene cbx4). The record is from RefSeq and is a predicted model, not a curated record. Bases 316 to 1959 code for a protein of 547 amino acids. The transcript is spliced from 5 exons. Lineage: Eukaryota; Metazoa; Chordata; Actinopteri; Perciformes; Cyclopteridae. Gene Ontology annotation, biological process: negative regulation of DNA-templated transcription.
GACGUCAUGCAUCGAGCUGAAGCUAUUGCACGAAAAGAGCUGCUGGCAGCCGCACCGUGAAUAUCUGUAUGCUCAUAGCCCGGACUGUGGAAGGAGGGAGAGAGAGAGGGAGAGAGGGCGAGAGGGCGAGAGAGAGAGAGAGAGAGAGAGAGAGGAGGAGGAGGAGGAGGAGAGGUGGAGGGAAUACAGUUGGAUUUGGAUACAACUGGAAAACUACCAAGCGCGCACAGCACGCACCGAGUGGAAGGCACAUCGACUGUGCGGAGCCAACAUUUCACCGACUCCCCCGUCCACCGCGAUCGGAUUCAGGCGAGAAUGGAGCUCCCUGCCGCCGGAGAGCACGUCUUUGCGGUGGAGGGCAUCGAAAAGAAGCGCAUCCGCAAGGGCAAGAUCGAGUACCUGGUCAAGUGGCGAGGCUGGUCUCCGAAAUACAACACUUGGGAGCCGGAGGAGAACAUCCUUGACCCACGCCUCCUCGUCGCGUUUCAACACAGAGAGAGGCAAGAGCAGCUGUUGGGAUAUCGCAAACGGGGGCCAAAACCCAAACAUCUUUUACUCCAGGUACCCUCCUUUGCCAGAAGAUCCUGUAUCCCUGCAGGUUUCGAAGAAUCAUCUCAGGAUGCAGAGGCUAUCCUCAAGUCCGAUCCCGUCCCGGUCCAGCGGCCCCAGCCUCAACAGUACCAGCUCAACAGCAAGAAGCACCAUCAGUACCAGCCCAACAGCCAGGAGGUCCCCGCUGACCAGCCAACAAAUGGCAAGAAGAAGUUCAUCUACCAGCUCAACAGCAAAAAGCACCACCACUAUGAGCCUGACCCGAGCAUGUACGACGCACAGGCUUCCAGGCUAAAAGAGGUGGGCAAGGCUCAGGAACCCGCCAGUAAACCGACAAAUCCUGGCUGGAACUUACCGCUGGCCCUGCAGCAGAAAUGGGUUCGAGACAAAGACACAGGCUGCUUGAGCAAAGUCAAAGAGAUUGCAGUGGAGGUGAGGAAACCAGCUGUUAAAGAUGCUGAGAGCGAACACGCCCUUAAACCCAAUCCUAAAGACGCCACCCUGCCUAGCGCCAUUAGCAGCAAAAUGAAGAUAAUCAAGAACAAAAACAAGAAUGGACGUAUUGUUAUUGUCAUGAGCAAAUAUAUGGACGGCAACAAGGCUCAUGGAGCCAAGGGUAAACACGGGGAAUCUUCGAGCGAAGUGAAACCCCAAAACACCAAACCGUCGGACAACAAUCCAGCACACACAACCAAAAUGGUGGAGCACCCGGAGAACGGUAUCCCAAAAGAGCUCUGCAACGGCAGCUCCCUCCCGGCCGCAGAGCAUCCCAUAAAGUGUUCCCCAAAGGACAGACACUUCUCCAAACCGUCACCAAGCACAGCAGAGGAAUACAACACGGAGGUGGCUCGCGGUCAGGCCGACUUACCGGAUGAUCUUCCCCUUCAGCUGACUGCUAGCUCACCCCUGACGUCCUGGUCCGUCGACAACAACAUCCCGACCCCGACGUCCGUGGACCAGAUCAGGAUCCCUUCUUUUCCCAACGACCGCAAGCGGAAGCUAUCGGAUCCCGCCGAGGACAGGAGCGUCUCCAAAACCUACCUGACUUCCAGAAGCUUCAGCGUCCCCAGCACCGUGGCCACGCCCCCUCAGGACAAACCGAUGGACCUCCACUGUAGCGGCCCCCGCCACAGCAGCACAUUUACAUACGAGGUUGUGGACUCUGGCAGCCAAGAGGAGCCGAUGGAUCUCAGCUGCCCAAAGAACAAGAAGCAGGAGGAAAUACAGCCGGAGCCCGAGCCCGUCGCCACAAACACAACUCGCGUGAUAGAAGACACACAGACGUCCACAGAGAAAUCUGCAGAAGCACCUCUUAAAGAUAUCUCCCCUUUUAUGGGAAAUAUCAUAAUCACUGACAUCACAACAAACAGUCUCACUGUCACAUUCAAGGAAUUUGUUUCUUUCUGAGAAACCCUUUGUAAAAUAGGACUACCGGUGACCGAUUGGACGAAUCCUGUUAAUAUGUACAUGUGUAAAAACAUCAGAAUUUUGUAAAUGUUGAAAUUUAUAAUUUAUCAGUCAAAUUCAAUAUGUUUCUUAGAAUGUUUUAUACUGUAACUCCUCUGUGACGUCGUAGCCAAGAAAGUGCCCUCGAGGAUUUGAGCGAAUGCAUUCAGGUGGAUGUGUUCCACCUUUUGUCACGUGGAGCCGAAUGGGACACUUUUGCUGUUGUUUCAUACCUGCACCAAACUUAUAACCUGAGAUGUAUGGAGGCUUAUACAUAUUUUGUACUAAUAAUAUCACUUAUUUUGGUCCUGAUAGAAGGUAGAGAGGAUGUUGUUGAGUAAAUGGUGAUCAAAGAUCAAAUUGAAAGCACUUAAUUACAUUUUCAUAUGUUGGUUUGGUUCAUAACAAAAGGAGGAAAACAGCUGUUCUCUUGAAGUCUUAUUUCACUUUUUACUUCCCGAGACGGAAUCGGCAUAUUUCGUUUGAUGUUCUGUUUGUUUGAGAAAACACGAGUUGCUAUGACAUGCAAAUUCACCAAGCAGGCGUGUCAGUGGAACGGUGUGUCAGCAAGCUUAAAGAAAUGUCCCGGCCUUCUCUUCUUUUUGAUCUCACCUUCAGCAAACAUUGAAUGACUGAAAUGUGACAUCUCAAAGGUCUGUUACCAUUAAGAAGUGUCAUUUAUCAAACCUGUGGCUUCCCAUUGAGACGUAUCGAUUCACAAUUAGAUCAUGACUUUAUUAACUUAUGUUGCUGGAGUUACUUUAAAAUACAUAUGCUAGUCUCAUUAGGACUCUCCUAAUAAAGCGAUAUUCAUCUCAAUUUGCUUUUUGAGCUCAUUGUAUGAUCUGGAAAGACACACGUUACUGCUAUUUGCUUUCGAAAAAGCAACCAGGGUGAUUAACGUUGCCCAGAUUAAAUGUGAGUCUCAAGGCUGUCUUUGUACACUGUUACAUGUGAGCCGCUGUCUUUAUUAUGCUGCUGAAAAUUCAAAUGUCAAAGCUGUUGGAUGUAACCUACAUUUGAGUCAACAUUGACUUCCACGCACGUCUGAUGCAAACCAGUAAGAAUGCUAAAAUGCUAUAAUAAUAAAAGAACAUAGCAUAUUUAUUGACGUUUAAUUAGUUGUAACAAAGAUGCUCUCUGCAUCAGAAGCUACAACUGAUUCCAUCGAACAGGUGAAAAGACGUUCUGAGCUCGUUAGCUCCUCGUUUGUUCUCUAUUUUUGUGCUUUGUUUGGUUCAUGCGUUCGAAAUCAAAAUGAUUGAUAUCAAGUCUGCUCUGCCAGGAGUUGGUGGACUUAUUGCUGUUGGCGCAGCGUAUUGGAUGGUAUGUUUCACAAUAAAGAGAGAGAAAUAACCUCUUAUAUGUUUCUGCAUUU